Molecule: messenger RNA, 1539 nt
Organism: Anopheles marshallii
Lineage: Eukaryota; Metazoa; Arthropoda; Insecta; Diptera; Culicidae
Gene: MFS3
Product: sialin
Exons: 4
Coding region: 1-1539 (512 amino acids)
Biological process (GO): transmembrane transport; monoatomic anion transport
Molecular function (GO): transmembrane transporter activity
Source: RefSeq, a predicted model, not a curated record
AUGGGAGAUCAAGUCGUGCCAGCGAAAGGCAACAUCUUGGGAACCCUCAUCCCGGCCCGUUACAUUUUGGCCGUGCUCGGUUCAAUCGCGAUGGCUAUCAUCUACGGGCUGAAGGUGAAUCUGAGCGUGGCGAUGGUCGCGAUGUUGAACCAUUCCGCCCUAGCCCAUCACGGUGCAUUGUCGGUCGAGGCGAAGGAACACGUUAACGCCGAACCCGUCUGUCAGGGCAGCAACUCAACCGAAGCGGUUGAGGACGGUCCAUUCAUCUGGAGCGAACCGGUACAGGGCAUUAUUCUGAGCUGCUACUUCUGGGGUUACCUGGUUUCUCAGGUUCCGGGAGCACGUGUCGCCGAAUCGUUUUCCGCCCGUUGGGUAAUGUUCUUCUCCGUGUUAAUCAAUGUUGUCUGCACCCUGCUCACACCGGUCGCGGCCAAGAUGCAUUACGUUGCGAUGAUCGUUAUGCGCGUUGGCGAAGGAAUCGGGGGCGGUGUGACCUUCCCGGCAAUGCACGUUAUGCUGGCAUCGUGGGCUCCGCCGAACGAACGCAGUGUGAUGUCCGCUAUCGUGUACGCUGGUACCGCACUUGGUACGGUCAUUUCGAUGCUGAUGGCUGGCGUGCUGGCCGGCACACUCGGCUGGGAGUCGGUGUUUUACGUGAUGGGUGGCCUAAGCUGCCUGUGGAUGGUUUUGUGGCUGUGGCUGAUCCAGGAUACACCCAGCAAGCAGCCAUUGAUUAAUCAGGAGGAGCGUGAUCUCAUUACCUCUUCGCUUGGGUCAGGUUCGUCGAGCGGUCACAACGAGCCAAAACCUCCCGUACCGUGGCGAAAGGUGUUUACGUCCGCUCCAUUCUACGGCAUACUGAUCGCUCAUGUCUGCAACAACUGGGGCUGGUACAUGCUGUUGAUCGAGCUACCAUUCUACAUGAAGCAGGUACUGCAAUUCAACAUCAAGGAGAAUGCCGUCGUUACCGCCAUCCCGUUCCUGACGAUGUGGUUCUUCAGUAUGGCCCUCAGCAAAACGCUGGAUGCGUUACGAUCGCGGGGCAAGAUCACGACCACCAUUGCGCGCAAAACUGCCACCUUUAUUGCAUCUGCCGUACCGAUGGCAUGCCUGCUGGCCCUCUGCUACAUCGGAUGCCAACGUGGACUGGCGGUUACUCUGAUGACGGUUGGCAUUACGGCAAUCGGUGGCAUGUUCUGCGGACUGCUCUCUAACCAUAUCGAUAUUGCACCGAACUAUGCCGGAACACUGAUGGCCAUUACGAAUACGGCCGCUACGCUCUCUGGCAUCAUUGUGCCUAUCUUUGUUGGACAGAUCACGCACGGAAAUCAAACGAUCGGUGCUUGGCGUGUAAUCUUCUUUGUUACGAUCGGUUUAUACAUUCUGGAGAUCAUUGCCUACCUGCUACUGGCGUCAGGUGAAGAACAGCCCUGGAACAAAGGUGACAAGCCGGCCAGUUCGAUUGAAGCAGCCGAAGCGGAAGCGACUCCGUUGAACACGAAAGAAUCCAAACAGAGUUACAACAGCCAGGAGCAGUAA